CUGGCCAGUUGCGCUCGACCUGCAUCCAUCCCCAUCCACACGACCUAGCGCUCGUCCCCAUGACCUGCAUCUUGACCUAGCCGCCGCCGUCGACGGAAGCCGCCGCCGGUCCCGAGCAGCCUCUCCGCCGCUGGUCCCCCACGCCCCCCCAUCCCACAUCCCCACCGGACCCGAGCAGCCGCAGGUGCCCGUCCCACCGGACACGAGCCGCAGCUGCCGCUCCCCGCCCCGGCGGUGGAGUGGCUGGUCUCUGCCGUGGCCCCCUCCCCACGCGGUGCCAGCAGGAUGGCGCCGCCGGCUGCCACAUCUGCAUCGAUGGGAGCACCGCAGCAAGCACCCCCAAAGGCGCCGGCGGAUGCCAGAUCGGUGGCGACGGGAGCACAUCAAGUACCGGCGGCAACCCGAAUGGCGACGGAUCCUCCUCCUUGGCUCCCAGCAGGCACUGAUCUAGUUUCUCAAAUAAAUGAGGAUGCUGGUCCAAGUUCUAGUUUAGUGAGAUCUAUCAAGGGUUCUAAAGAACCAAAACAUGCUUCUGGGGAACAAAAGGAAAAAUCUAAGAAGAGUGCGCCGCGAAAGGGAAAGGGUAAGGCUGCCAAAGAGAAGAUUGCCUCACGAGUUGUUGCUAUUGGAGAGCAGACACCAAAAGGCAAAGAAAAAUGCAGCGAAGUUGCUCCACAUGAUAGCCCAGCCAUGGGUACAAGAAGCAAAAGGGCAUCUCAUAGCCCAGCUAUGAGCACUAGGAGCAAAAGAGCACCUGUUAGAUUGGACUUGUAGUGUGUGCUCUGUUUCGGUGUAUGUUUGACAUUAAAACAUGUUGAGACCUCUCUGUUUUGUGUUGUGAUGAACCAAUAUGGUCUUGUGACAACUUUGAUGUUUGUGAUGGUAUAUUGCUCAUGAGAUGCAAAUUGUGAUUC
This is a messenger RNA of Triticum aestivum (bread wheat), 914 nucleotides long. RefSeq lists its product as uncharacterized. NCBI's taxonomy places the organism in Eukaryota, Viridiplantae, Streptophyta, Magnoliopsida, Poales, Poaceae. Bases 286 to 774 code for a protein of 162 amino acids. The record is from RefSeq and is a predicted model, not a curated record. The transcript has 3 exons.